Molecule: messenger RNA, 1269 nt
Organism: Encephalitozoon cuniculi GB-M1
Lineage: Eukaryota; Fungi; Microsporidia; Unikaryonidae
Exons: 1
Coding region: 1-1269 (422 amino acids)
Biological process (GO): sphingosine biosynthetic process; ceramide biosynthetic process
Cellular component (GO): endoplasmic reticulum
Molecular function (GO): pyridoxal phosphate binding; serine C-palmitoyltransferase activity
Source: RefSeq, marked provisional
AUGGAGCUGGUCUAUGUUCUAAGCAAUUUGGUUGCCUGGUACUGGAGAGACAUCCUCAAGAUCAUCAUUGAGACACUCGUCAUCUACCUUGUAGUCAAGUUCAGAUACCGUUCGAGCAAGGACAUCAUUGUCUUUCCAAGGAAUGUGAUAGACAGGCUUGUUGAGGAGUUCGAUCCCGACGACCUGGUGAAGGAUGUUCCUAGCGAUGUAAUGCUGCCCGGGGUAUACAAAGAGGGUGCGACAGACCUGGCCAACUUUGAUGUGUUUGGGCUGUCAACAGAAAACAAGAAGGAGGUCAUCGACGUCAUAAGAAAGUACGGGGUCGGAACUUGUGGACCCCGGGGAUUCUACGGGACCCUCGACCUCCAUCUGGACCUUGAGGAGACGAUCACCAAGGAGCUCGGCGCAGAGGCGUCGAUUGUGUAUCCCAACAGUUUCACUGCAAUCAACAGCAUCAUCACAUGCUUCUGCAAGCAGCAGGAUAUUGUGUUCUACCAUGAAGACUCCAAUGAGGCUAUUCUGAGGGGAAUUGAGCUCUCAAGGUCAAAGACCAUCGAGUUUGGAAGUAUCUCCGACCUGGAAAUAAAGCUGGAGUACUUUGGAAACCCAAAUGUAAGGAACUUUGUGGUUGUGGAGGGGUUGUUCAGGAACACAGGAAGGAUUAUAGAGAUCAGAAGGAUACUGGAGCUCAGGAACAAGUACAAGUUCAGAAUUAUCCUCGACGAAUCGUACUCCAUUCCCCUGCUAGACAAAAGGGGCGUGUGUGGAAUGGAGGGUAUAGGGAUCAAGGAGAUUGACAUUGUGAUUGGAUCUUUGUCAGGGGGGCUCUGCAGUAGUGGGGCAUUUGCAACAGGGACCCACUCCACUGCUGACUACCAAAAGCUGUCUGGGUCUUCCUACUGCUUUUCGGCAUCCAUACCUGGAGCCAUGGUCAAGGCAGCUAUACUGAACAUCAGGAGAGAGUUUGACCACGAAGAGCUUCGAGCCAAGGUGAGUGUGUUUCAUGCGAACUUCAAAUCCAAGACAUACGAGAUUGUGUCUUCCGUCCUGUCGCCCAUAAUAAUUGCUGCGAAGAGGAGGGAGAUGAGGAGGUCGAUGCCCAAAGAGAUACUACUGAAGGAGAUUCUGGGAAUAAGAAAUGAGCUUCUUGGCGACAAUGUCAUUGUUGGGUUCAACCACAACCCAUACCCCUCGCUGAGGAUUUGCCUGAAGGCCUCAAUGCCUGAGGAUCAGGUUGCAAGGCUUGCAGUUCUACUGAAUAAAUGGUAA